This is a messenger RNA of Onychostoma macrolepis, 5193 nucleotides long. RefSeq names its product zinc finger protein 235-like. Gene Ontology annotation, biological process: regulation of transcription by RNA polymerase II. The coding region runs from base 3190 to 4518 and encodes 442 amino acids. The transcript has 4 exons. The record is from RefSeq and is a predicted model, not a curated record. Gene Ontology annotation, molecular function: RNA polymerase II cis-regulatory region sequence-specific DNA binding; DNA-binding transcription factor activity. Lineage: Eukaryota; Metazoa; Chordata; Actinopteri; Cypriniformes; Cyprinidae.
GUCAGCUUCUCGUAUGAAUAGCGCUGGAGUGAUUUUAACACAGUGUUCAGUGCAGAAAGAGACUUUUACUCCAGAAAUGCUCUUCAACCGUUAAAAACGAUCAUAUUGUGUCUAAUAUUCCUCCGUUCAUAAAAGAUGACUUGAAUACGGAGUUGUUCAGGACAAAUAGUUUCACAAAUGAAGAAAAUUAGACACUUACUGAAGUGAACUACAACAUUUUGGUGAAUUACACCUGUAGUAAGUCAUUAUUGUCACUAGGAACCUACUACAAACCUGUGUGUUUAAAAUGAUUUGUAUGUGAGCGGAGCGGUGUGAUUUUAAAUGGAGCGAGGAGCCAACAAUUCAUGCCAACAGCCCGUGAUAUAACUGCAUAUUUAGCAAUAAUUCACAUGUUAAUCAUCUUUAGCUAGCUUGAUACAGAUGGAUAACUCAAAUCAGAAAGAAUGUGAAGGUUAUGAUGACGGCAAUGGACUUGAGCGGGAAGUUAUAUUAUUUGUUUGUUCCUUAGACACUGAAUAUUUUCAGCUGAAAGCAUGAUUUAAACAAGUACUACAACAUUAUUCACACGCAAUCGCUCUCUCAGUAAUGCAUUCAAACAAAUAUAACCUUACUAUGCUACUAAAUCUGUAUCCGAUUUCGAAUGAGCAGAAAUCUGUAAGAAAUGCAUCGAUCCGUAGGUAAAAUAACUGAUGAUUAUAUUCAUCACAAACAAAAUUGACACUGCAAAAAGCAGCAAUUAUACCUUUUAUUGCCGAUGUUAUUAGCUUGUCAUGUGGUAGGAAAAAAGUUUGCACACAAGUGUUCCAAUAAACCACUUUGAAACUCCCUUAAUUCUCUUGUGGCUCAAACAUAGGCUAGUGGAAAAAAUAAAUACAUAAAUAAAUAAAUAAAACUUAAUAAAGAGAGAAGAAACGUAUUUUGUGUUAAACAGGUCCUUUUUUUAAAAAAGUCGGUGCUUGAAAUAAAGCUUUUUCAUUGAUGAUUGCAGUGUUAAUAAUUUUAAUUAUAGGCCUAUAAUUCAUUGUAUAAUAAACCUGUUUUGAAAGACCUUUUUAAAAACAUUUUCAAUGAGGAGUAAGCUAGCCUAAUCUUUAUUAUCCUCGCAGCGUGUCAGUUAUGACUGUCUAUGUCUGUUUGAGAUCAAAAUAGGUCACCUACGUGAUUUGCGUAGAUCCAAUGAGAAAGUGUUUUGAUGGUGGUGGUCGUGGGGGGACUUUUUACAGUACCAUUAGUACCAAUUCAUAUCUGUACCCGCUUGUAGUCAACCACUUUUAAACGCUCCAGUGUGUUUUUGCAUGCACUUUCUGGUUUCAAAUGACGGGUUUUUGCAGCAUUGAGUAUUGUAGCCAAUCACAGGCAUCUCUGUAGCCAAACACAAGAAAUGCAGGGACAAGUGUGUGGCAAAAUGUUCAGGAUCAUCAGGUUCAAUCGUUAAGGCCUUUAAUUGUCAGGAUGCUCACGUAGGGGGCUGCGAUAAUAUCGUAAUUGUUGUUUUAACGAUGUGUGAUUUGACAUUAUCGAGUAUAUUGCAAAAACCAAACCAAACACCUACAGAGAGUGCACGCAUGCAUGACGUGAUGAAGUCUAGUAGGUUAGACUAGUGCGCGUGCGCAUUUACAGUGCGUUUUCACUGCAUGAUUCAGUCUAUUAAAAUGCAUAACAAAAUUCAAGAUAUGGUGGCUUUAUAUAAUUUCAUAUAGUUAAUAUCACAUGAACAGUGCCGUUUUUACCUCCAAAAAUCAGCAUGAUUACAAAUGUGAUAUUGAUUUUAACAGUUCAAUAAACAAGAAGUUAAUAUUAAGAGACUUACGACUUAAGCCCCGUUCAGACUACACGAUUUUAGCCCGAUUUUGCCACGAUUUGCUUGACGUAGAUUGUCGUGAGAAUUCGUAAACGACAAUGGGCGUCGGGACGCAAGAUUCAAUCGUGUCAUCUCGUAUAGUGUGUCAUAGUGCACGACAACCGAUGCCAUGUCUGCGACGCUUCACGAUGUCAACACAGAAAGUCUAGCAUGUUUAAUUUUUUCUUCGUCCACGACGGGUUCCGCCACAUGUGUGACGCUGACCAAUAGGAGCACAGAAUCUCUUCUGUACACAGCUUUUAAACAUGGCAAAACGAAAGAGAGAUGACUGUGCUGCUAGGUGGACUUAUGAAAUGGAAGAAAGCUUUGUGGAGCUAUGGCAACAAUAUGCUUGCCUUUAUGAUGUUUCAUCGAGGGACUACCACGACAGAAUAAAAAAAGAUAAAUACUGGCGAUCGAUAGCGGAGGCGCUUCAGCAACCUGGUGAGUACUGAAAUUGGCAUGUAAACUAGCAAAUCACUCAUUAUGUUCUCAUUCACAAUAGCGACACAGUGUUUCAUUGAUUUAUUUGUGGCGGGGCGGGAGUUUUUAUAUGAAUGUAUCUUUGAAGGUAACCGAUUGUCUUCAGAAAGUUUCGUUGUCAUUUUAAUUUUAAGUAGCAUUUAUGAGCUCAGGGCUGCUUUGUUUACAGCUGUUGCCGGGAACAACAGUUGCUUUGUAAUACCUGUCAUACCUUUGUCAUUAUACACAUCUAUGUCCUGACUUUUCACAAAAACGCACACUCACACACACACACACACACACACAUAUAUAUUACAAUUACAAUUACAGAGACAUUUAACAUUCGGAUGUGCUAGAUUUGUAAUUUACUUAUCUCUUCCCUAGUCGGUGAGGUCCAAACAAAAGCUGCUUCCCUCCGAACACAAUAUGGGAAACUACUCUGUCCAAAACCAAGUGGCAGCAGCAGCGACAAAGACUUAACUCCCAGACAGAGUUUUUAUCUUAGUUGGAUGACUUGGAAAACAGCAUCGCUGAUGAGGGAGGAGAAGACCUGGAAACAGAGGAGGAAUUGUCUGAGUCAUCCACCUCCUAUCAAGCAUUCAGUUCAUCAACUCCUCUUACCUCACUUGAUUCCUCAUCAUCUCACCAGCGUCAUCAGACAUUCAUGUUUAGUGGAAGCUCCUCCCACAACAAUCUCAUCAUCAGUGAAGCUCCUCCCACAACAAUCUCAUCAUCAGUGAAGCUACUCCCACAACAAUCAUACAUUCAGCAAUUCAGCAAUAAAUGCUGGAAUAUUCCCAUCAGUUUACAAGUGAAGACGAGCAUCAGAGCAUCAGGAAGAGCUGAAAUCUGCAGAGACUGAGUUUAUUAAAGAGGACAGAGAGAAGAUGAGAGAUCCAGAACCCUGCAGAAUCAAACACACUGAAGAUACUGAACAACAAACAGAGUUGAUUGAAGACAACGAGGAGAAAGAAGAAUUGAGUGAAUCUGAGGAGAUAAAUCAUGCCAAAAGUGGAGAAAAACCCAAACAGAAAGAUUUAAAGAAAAGAAGAGCCAAGAAAUCUUUCACCUGCACUCAGUGUGGAAAGAGUUUCACAAACAAAUGUGUUCAUACUGGAGAGAAACCAUUCACAUGUGAUCAGUGCGGGAAGAGUUUCUCAUACUCAUCAACCCUUAAGAAACACAUGAACAUCCACACUGGAGUGAAACUGCACACAUGUGAUCAAUGUGACAAAACAUUUUUGAGAGCUUCAGUCCUGAAGCAGCACCUCAGAGUUCAUACAAAGGAGAAGCCACAUUCAUGUCAUUUGUGUGGAAAGAGUUUUUCACAUCUACAAAAUUUGAAAGUGCAUCUGAAAAUACAUACUGCUGUGAGAGAGUACAUGUGCUUUGAGUGUGACAAGACUUUUACUUCAGGUAAACAUUUGAAACUGCACCAGAGGAUUCACACUGGAGAGAAACCUUACAAGUGUUCACACUGUGACAAGAGAUUCAGUCAGUCAGGAGACCUGAAAACACAUGAGAUGAUCCACACUGGAGAGAAACUGUACACAUGUAAUCAAUGCGGGAAUAGUUUCAGACGAAAAGGAUACCUUACGCACCACAUGAGAGUUCAUACUGGAGAGAAACCGUUCACUUGUGAUCAGUGCGGGAAGAGUUUCUCACAAUCAUCAAACCUUAAGGAUCACAUGAACAUCCACACUAGAGAGAAACUGCACACAUGUGAUCAAUGUGACAAAACAUUUUUGUGGGCUUCAGACCUGAAGAAACACCUGAGAGUUCAUACAAAGGAGAAGCCACAUUCAUGUCAUUUGUGUGGAAAUAGUUUUUCACUCCUACAACAUUUGAAAGUGCAUCAGAAAAUACAUACAGGUGUGAGAGAGUACAUGUGCUUUGAGUGUGAGAAGACUUUUACUAAAGGGAGCCAUUUAAAACAGCACCAGAGGAUUCACACUGGAGAGAAACCGUACAAGUGUUCACACUGUGACAAGAGAUUCAGACUGUCAGCACAUGUGAAAAUACAUGAGAGGAUUCACACUGGAGAGAAACCUUACAAAUGUUCACACUGCGAAAAGAGAUUCAGUGAUUCAUCAAGUCUGAAAACACAUGAGAGGAUUCACACUGGAGAGAAACCGUAUCACUGCACUGUAUGUGGGAAGCGGUUCAACCAAUUAUCUAAUCUACACACACAUACACAAAGAUAUCACAGUAAGUAGAUCAAGUUCAGAUCCAGCACUUUCAGGUCUGAUGCUGCUUCCUCAUCAAAUGUGACACAAUAAUGCAUCAAGCAGUGAAAUAUCAUCUGGAUAAAUCUGUCAUUACAAGCAACAUGACAAAGAAACAUUAUCUGAAGUUUUCACAGUGAAUAAAGAUCAUCAUCUUCAAAACCAGCAGAUUCAACUGAGAUUCAGAUCAACUCAAAGAUGGAGUUCCUCCCCCAAAGAACAAUGUCAAAAAGUUUUAUUCCUGUAUAUAAUUUUGCUUCAUGUUUUAUAUUAUAUCAUUGUGCUUUCUUAUGGGUUUCAUAUUAUGUUCAAUAUGUUUAAUAAGCAGGAUUGUAAGAAUAGUCAUUAAAAAUGUACAGAUACCCAUCCAUACUUGUAAGUCAGAAGGAGAGAGAUCCAGCUCAUUAGUUUGCACUUUUACUUAGCUUGAUUUUGUAUUUGCUGAUUAAAUGUAAUUAUUGAUUAAAUGUUACCUUUGUUCAUUAAUACAUAGUCUUUUUAUAUUUUAUCAACAACUUUUGUUGUCUGCUGAUUGUAUUUGAAUCAGGAAAAAGUAAUUUUAUAAUUUGAGUUUUAAUAUCUAAAGGCUAAUCUUCUUUUUCGUUUUAUUUUACAAUCAUUACCAUUAGGGAAUAGACACGAAAAAUAAUGGUAAUGAUUGUAAAA